Molecule: messenger RNA, 968 nt
Organism: Mollisia scopiformis
Lineage: Eukaryota; Fungi; Ascomycota; Leotiomycetes; Helotiales; Mollisiaceae
Exons: 5
Coding region: 24-968 (314 amino acids)
Molecular function (GO): protein binding
Source: RefSeq, a predicted model, not a curated record
CAACAUCUCCACAGAUCGACAAGAUGGAUCCCGAUAACCGCGACCUGAUCAGUCCGGGAGUGGAAGAGGAUUCUUCAGUCCCCGCGUUCGGCUCAGAGGCUGGAGAUAAUCAAGGUGUUUCCGUUGAAGAAGAAGCUCCUGAAUUAGUGGACGAAAGUAGCAUCGACCUGACCUUUAUCUUCGCUAAAGAUGAAGCUCCUGAGUUUGAGAACGAACUUGGCCUCGACAUGAUCGAUAUCUUCGUUGGACCUAAGCCUAUCCAUUUCCGAGUCCAUGAGAAGCUUCUCUCCACGAAGUCCGGAUACUUCCGCAGCAUGCUCGACGGAAAGUACAAGGAAGCUAUCGAGCGUACCAUCCACAUGCCAGAAGAUUCCCCAACUACUUUCAGUCUCUUCUUGAAGUGGCUGUAUGGAGAUGAUCUCAAACACCUGGAUAAACAGACCACGAAAAACCAGGCUCUGCUUCGUCAACGCAUUGAGCUCUAUGCCUUCGGAGAGAAGAUUUUCAACGACCAUUUGAUGAAUUGCGUCAUCUCCUCCAUCAUCAGAAUCUGCCGUAUUCACGAGUUCCUCCCUUCGGCCUGUCUGGUGGAGUUUGCGUACAACAACACGAGAGAAGCUUCCCUGCUUCGCGCAUGGAUGUGUCGAGUCUACAUUCACGCACUAUACAAGGAGGACGAUGAAGACUUUUCGAUGUAUGAUAUGGCUAAGGUCAUGGAAACCGUCGAAGACUUGAGGAUGGAUAUGAUCACAUUAUUCAGGGCCAAGAACUCGGAGUCUAUGUCUGAAAAAUCUCCAUUCCUUCUGGACAGUUGCUCAUUCCAUCAUCACGAUAACGAGGAGUGCGCGUAUGCGGAUCCAGAGAAGGGUUUCAAGGCGUUCUUAGAACAAAUAGAAGUAGAUGCAGCCGGCCACCCUUCUCGUUUUCGUAAGGGGCAUCCACUUCUUUCUAGGGGAACAUGUUUCUGA